Molecule: messenger RNA, 654 nt
Organism: Numida meleagris (helmeted guineafowl)
Lineage: Eukaryota; Metazoa; Chordata; Aves; Galliformes; Numididae
Product: ovocleidin-17-like
Exons: 6
Coding region: 101-589 (162 amino acids)
Molecular function (GO): signaling receptor activity
Source: RefSeq, a predicted model, not a curated record
CCGCGCCCAUAAAACCCCGAGGGCCGCGCGGACACGGAGCACGGACGCGGAGCACGGACACCGAGCGCGGAUUCGGAGCUGCUGCCUCAACGGGAGGGACAUGUCACCGACGUGGGCGCUGCGGCUGCUGGGCUGCGUGAUGCUGCUCCCCGCGCUGCGAGGGGAGCUGGACGACUGCGCCCCGGGCUGGGUGCCCACCCGCGGCGGCUGCCUCGGGUACUUCCCCUGGGAGCUGAGCUGGAGCCGGGCCGAGUCCUUCUGCCGCCGCCUGGGUGCGCGGACGCACCUGGCCUCGGUGCACAGCGCGGCGGAGCUGCGGGAGCUGGGAGAGCUCCUGAGCAGCUCGAGAGGCAGCGCCGGCAGCGGGGAGGACGUGGACGACGACGUGUGGAUCGGCCUCCACCGCCCGCUCAGGAGCCGCGGCUGGCAGUGGUCGGACGGCACCGCGGUGGCGUACAGAUCCUGGCACCGAGCCGCCGUGCCCCGGCGCAGGGCGUGCGCAGCGCUGCAGGACUCCUCGGAUUUCAUGACAUGGGACGGAAAAUCGUGCAGCGACAGAAAACCCUUCGUCUGCAAAACGGGGUCGUGAGCGGCAGCGCUGCGCUCCCCCUCUCCCCCGGGCUCUGCCCCCAAUAAAUCCCUCGAGCUCAGCCA